Molecule: messenger RNA, 2340 nt
Organism: Alternaria atra
Lineage: Eukaryota; Fungi; Ascomycota; Dothideomycetes; Pleosporales; Pleosporaceae
Exons: 2
Coding region: 1-2340 (779 amino acids)
Source: RefSeq, a predicted model, not a curated record
AUGGCUAAAAAGGUCAAGGGCGCAAAAGCAGCCAAAAAUACGCUUCCUCGACUGAAAACAAGCUUAUAUACAAGUCCAUCUGUUACCUUACACUUUGGUCAUACUCAUCAGAUAUAUUAUAUACCAGAGGUUCUGUUGCAAAGAUUGGAGAAUAUCCCGAGUCGUGAUCCCUGGACACGCGAGACCCACCUUGAAGAUGUUGACGCAAGCAUUGGUCACGUCUUGAUCCACUUCCUGCACACGGGUGUCUAUCAGACACUCAACGACGAAGAUAUCGAGGGUACCGAGAACACUCACCAAACUCUUGUCCGAGAUGAGUUCCAGACAGCUGUGCUUGCUCUAAAAGCCGCUAAGAAGUACAGCGUGCCUGGUCUCCAGGAGUUAGCACAAAUCGAGCUGGAGCGACGAGGCAAGGAAAUGUGUUUACGUGACGCCGUGCGCGCUAUUCGAGAAGAUUCUGUUGCAGGGCCUGCUGAUGAACAUGCGUGGCUUCGAGACUUUGUGUCAAAGAAAGUUCGAUGGACCUUCGAACAAGACCCUCAUAUGUUAUCGGCACCGGACUUCUUCGAAAACAUCGAAAGUACUACCCUGACAAAGCUAUUGGCUCAACUAAUCGUUGGUCUCUACAGCGAGAAGAUAGCCAGUUUGCACAAAGGAGAGACCGCGACUAGCAAGAUCUCAACGCCUGAAUGUACUGAGCCUCCUGGAUCCUCUUUGUCUGAUCUAUCAAAACUGCCUUCCAGGCGCAUCGCCGAAAUUUCUAACGCAUGGCCUGCGUCUGUAGAGGAAUUUGGAGCUUUCGAUGACUCGGUAGCUGCCUGGGAUCCUCAUAAUCUGGGUCAGGAUCCGGGUAAUAGACCGGAAGCUAUUGCGUUUGCAGCCUUAUCUUCAUGCAACAAGGAAGAGAAGAUGGAGCUCGAGAAGAGGAUGAAAGUAGAAGCCGCGGCGGAAGAUAGAGGGAAUGCCGAAGCAAGGGCACAAGAGGAAGAUCUAGCUGAGAUCCGGCAGCUUGAAGCGGAGAAAGGAACCACUACGCAACUCCAAGAGCAAGACGUUACUACUGCAAGCUCUGCUACUUCUAAAGAUGAAGCAGAUACACUCGAGUUUAAGUCGAUGUGGGGUAGCUGGAGCAGUGCGCCUGUCAUUCCUGGAAAGAAGAAAAAGAAGGGGAAGAAAGACUAUACGCUGGAACCGCCUCCGCCUCCAAUGAGUUCAUCCCCUCCAUCGUCGCCACACAAUAUCCAGCUCGAGAUCGAUUCGACGCCAGUAAUCGAUGAUGUCGCUACUGUUGCUGCAAACCUACCUGCUGCGCAGGAAGAUCCAGGGGUAGAGGUAGAUCCUUACGGAGGGCUUAGUAUGUCACGGGCGAAGAAGCUGGAAGCUAAGUUAGACGAGGAGACGAGGUUAGAGGAUGAGGAAGAUACGAAGGGUCAGAGAGAAAAGGAAGAGGCUGCUGAAAUCAAGCGACAGGAAGAAGAAGAGGAAGAACGGUUACGCCUAGAAGCAGAGGAGGCCGAGUUGAAGAGGAUAGAAGAAGAGGAAGCAGCAGCUGCUGCCACUGCUGAAGCCGAGGAGAGCAAAAAUAAGGAAGACGAUGUCUGGGGCGAUUGGAGAGGUGCAGCUCCAACCGUCAAGAAGAAGAAGAAGAAGAAGUACACGAAAGUAGAACCGAUACAUCUAGAAGAGGAAGAGGCAGAGCGGAUCCGCCUAGCACAGGAAGAGGAAGCCGCCGCCGCUGUUGUUGAAGCUGAGACGAGCAGGAAGAAGGAAGACCCCAUCUGGGAUGAAUGGGGCGCACUUUCGGCCGGUAAAAUGAAGAAGAAGAGCAAGAAAGGAGAACUGAUACGCCUAGAAGAGGAAGGGCGUCUCGCAAAGAAGGUUGAAGAAGAGACCGAGCGCAGGAAGCAGGAAGAGGAAGAAGCGGCCGCUGCUGCGAAACCGUUGAUACUAAGUGCCACCUCAGGCUUGAGCUGGGGGGAGAAUCUAGCCUCAAACACAGACGACUGGGCUGCGUUUGGUGCGGGUGCUCUCAGCAAGAAGAAGAAGAGUAAAAAAGCAAAACGAAUAAGCGUUGAAGAGGAAGAGGCAGAACGGAUACGUCUAGAAGAGGAGAAAAAGGAAGCGGCCGCUGCUGCUGAAGCCGGUGUGAGCACCUUCGAUCCAGCGAUCGAGACGGGCGCUACGGCUAAUGAUGAUGACUGUAAAUUGCGUUUGGAGCAUCUGUCUCGAAUCCAUGGGUGGCAGAAUUGUAAGCCAUGCGAGCUCUACAUGCGAAAAAUUGCUAUCAAGCUUCAUUCAGUAGGGCUACCGAACGUAAAUGGGCUCAGCACGAUGAAUUGA